Molecule: messenger RNA, 4310 nt
Organism: Leptidea sinapis
Lineage: Eukaryota; Metazoa; Arthropoda; Insecta; Lepidoptera; Pieridae
Exons: 1
Coding region: 229-2490 (753 amino acids)
Source: RefSeq, a predicted model, not a curated record
GUGACUUGUUUCUAUUCCAGAUCUUGAAAUGCGGUGAUAGUCUUCAUCAGCUAUAAAUCAAAAAUUACAUUAACCCCCCUUCUUGGCACAAAAUCGCUGAUCAUCUGCGUAUGGUACGGGCAUCCAUUUCAAUCAAAUAACACCACCAGACUUAUAAUUCUCGAUGUUACGCCGAGAUUGGUCCUAAUAUUCGUUGUACAGAAAAAAUUUACACUUUUUACUGCAAUCAUGACUGAAACAGAUAUGGAGGAAAUAAGAAAACGCAUGGCUGAGCUGUCAUUAGUUUCGUUUAGAAAGAUGGAAGACAUCAAGAAGCUCGCGAAACACUUCUGCGAUGUCGUCAACCAUCCGAAAACGCAAGAGAAGCUGCCAGUGCACCGAUACUUGAAGGAGUUGUAUGAGACCCAUAGGAAGAUAUGCUUCAAACAACUUGAUGGGGUGGAAGUGGAAUAUAUAUUUACUACGGAGAAAAAGAGCAACUUGCAGCGGCAGAGAUUCAACAGCCUCCCUGUUAGCGAAGUGCCUGAGCUGCUCAAAGCUGAGCUAAGUUCUGAUAAUGCAAAGCAAGUACAUAUUUGUACGGACUGCGAUGUCGAGAUCGAACUGAACGAUGAAGAACCACUGAUGGAGUCGUUACAGCGUCAUUUCAACUUGGACGUUCAUCUGCCGAAACUUAAACGCGAGAGCAUUGAUGUCGCCGAACCGAUUAUCUUGCCAAAUAUGUCUAGACGUUUGUCAGCAUUGGAGAGUGGCGAAAUGCCCGCCCAAAAAAAUGAUGCAGGCAAGUCCAAACAGCUCGAAAAUUUGGAUAAAAUGUUCUGCGGGAAACUCAACGCUUCGCUUAUCAGAAUCUUACCGGAUAACUCCGAGGCUAGUGUUGAUGCAGCCUUGAAGUUUUAUCAAUCCAGUCAUAUGAAACUUUGCCAAGAGAUCUCGGUGAUAGAUUUCUCCACGCAAACCAGCUCAGUCGCUCCCAUCAUUAUGAGCAUCAAGGACAAUGUCAAUCAAAAUUUCUCGGCUGACGCGAACAAAAACUUUGAUAACGACACAGUGGAGCCUGUACCUGAAAAACCAAUAAGGAAUCAAGUGAAGAAGUACCGGUACUAUGGGCCUAUUGAAGAUUUAAUCAUGAAAUUGUUGACUGAUCAUAAAUUAAUUACUUUAGUUGACGACAGAACAGGGAAACUUGCAUUUUUCUGCAUUUCGUGCGAGUAUUAUACAUUAAGAUUUAGAUAUGACAGUGUACUGAAUCAUGUCUUUAGUGAAACUCAUAUACACAAUCUGGCGUGUAUACUGCAAGGGGAUAAACAUAUUUCCUUUGCAAUGGAGGAACGUACUGUGGACAAAAUUAAGGAAAUGAAUCGAAAAUUCCUUUAUAACAACUAUAUUACUGACAAUUCACAUGGUAUCAACUGUGGUCUCUGCAGAACCCAAAUUGAAGCCAGUGAUCAUUCAGCCACAAUCAUGCAUAUUUUAGAAGAACACCAUUUGGGACGUCUUUCAGACAAGUUGUACAUCAAAAUGAAGAAUACGGAUAACUCGCAAGAAGAUUGGGGGCCUAAAAGUCUGGAUUGGGACAAAUUCCUCGCAAGUAAUGGCAAACCUCUUAACAGAUGGGAUCAUGUUGCUAUUGAGAAUUUUAUAAAGCCUUCAGGGAAGAUUGCAAAUUACUGUUCAUGUUGUGAUAUGACCACAAAGGGUCCACGACAGGUGCUCUUUAAACAUAUCCGGCAGAAGAAGCAUUUAAGGAACGCAGCUCCUCUUAAAUUGUCUCUGCUGUAUAGGAACCAUUGCCGCCCAUCUGAAUAUUAUGCCAGCUUCGGCAAUUUCUACAUCUGCAGCAUUUGCCCAGAUUAUGUUGCUAUGCCGUCGUUCGCAGGAAUAGUUGAGCACUUUGACAGUCCUAUCCACAUUGAGACAAUCUGCAAGUUGAUCCGUGCAGCACUCUUCUCAGAUUUGGAUAAGAAUUUAUUGGAACUGAACAAAAUAACAAUCUCUGAUGGAAUUAAAUGUGAAAUCUGUGAGAUAAGCUGCGAAAAUAUGUCUGAAGCGAUAACACAUAUACUUUCCAAUGUUGAACACCAAAAUGCUGUAGCAGAAUCACGUGCAAGAGAGAACAGAGGAGAUUUAAUAAGUGUUUAUAUGAAUGGUCAUUAUGUGAAACACAGUGAGGGCGCACAGUUUACAUGUGAUGUCUGCCAAGGAGUAUUUAACUCGAUCCGUUCAUUGUUGAACCAUUUGUUUUAUGCUAACCACUUCAAACAGAAGCUGGCUGCUGAGAAUGUGUUCCGUUUCUAUCUGGAACUGAAGCAUAAUAUAAAUAUUCUGUCUCGUAAUCGCUUUGUGUACUAUGAGUUUGGGAAACUGAAGUGUGAUGUAUGCGAUUGUGAUGUAUUGGAAGAGAAUGCUAAACGGCAUGUGAUGUCGCUGGAACAUAAGGAGAAGAUGGGUUCCAGCUUUGUGAACCUUGAGACCUCCGUUAUGGAUUAAGGUAAUUAUUAGUUAUUAUUUUUAGUUAUUUAUGCAACUGUUGUGUAAUAAGGGGUAUUAAAACACGAAUGUGGGUUUAUAACACGAGGCGGAGCCGAGUGUCAUAAUAGUAUCACAUGUGUGUUUUAAUACCAAAUUAUCAACAGUUGCAUACAAGACUAUCUACACCCAUAAUAUGAAUCCUCUAUAAAAGAUUCUGAAGCAGUUAGAUUACUGCUAACAUUAAAAAGCCAGUCCUAGUAAUCAUUAAAUCAUCCAAACGAGUGUUGUAAUGUUGUACUGAAUUUCAUUGCAACACUCGUUUGGAUGAUGUAAAGGCUAUUAGGACAUUGGGUGUUUUAAUGUUGUCAAUAAGCUAACUGUUUUAGAAUCUUCAAUAGAUGUUUUAACUAUGGGUUUAGAUAAUAGUACAUUAUUGCAAACGACGGGAAGUAGGCAAUUGCAGGUCGAGUAUGAGUUUGAAGGCCGAGCCGUAGACGAGGACUUCACUAAAUACGAGACAGGCAAUUGCCAUUUCCCGCCGAGGCAUACAUAGUGCUUUUCUCAAAAAAAUGCAGGGAAAUAAAACACACUUUUUAUAUAUAAUAUAAAUUAAAAAAAAUUAAAUUCCCAUAAUUUUUCAAUUUUAUGCCGUUUUUAACAUGAACUGUACAUUUCAGCAUGGAAUAAAUUGCCUAUAAUGUUUUUGGCUUGUUUUUGGCCAUGAAUGACAAAAGAGAUCCCAUCGAAGAGUAUUUUAUAACCCCAGUACGCCGUUUCAUACAAGGAGCGUUAUAAUGUUCCAAAUUCAAAAAACGCUCCUGCAAUGGAUUUGAUUUUCUUUGUCCGAAAAUACUUCGCGUGUUCUUUCUUCGAAAAUAAUGACAAUAUUUCCAUGCAUGUUUGAGAACAAUUAUUUAUUUCAUCAACAACAGAUACACAUAUUAUUUGCUUGAGAUUAUAUAUAAUCGACUGUACGAAAUAAGAUCAAAAGGGGUUGUUUUUUAAAACAAAUUUUAAAACCACCCACUGAAAUCACAAAACAGCUAACAUAUAAAUAAUAACUGUAAAAUUAAAUAAAUUAAUAAUUAAUUACUUUAGACGAAACAAACUCUAAGCUUCUAACAAUAAAUUACGAAUAAUGACACAAUGAAAUAUUCAAACAGUAAUCGGACAGAGACCCACUAACUCCUCAACGGAUGCAGCGGAAGAGAAACUCUCUAAGAAAAAAGCGAUUUACUCCAUUGUAUGAAACGUGCGGUCAUUGACAGAUGACGGCUAAAAUCUUGUAAAAAAAGAGAUUUCACUACGUUAGAGAGAAAUUCACUACGUUUUAAGCAACUGUUCGCUUUCAAAUUUAGCCGGAUUAUACUUCGCGGCCAAUCGCCAUAAAGUAUAAUGUAUAGUGGCGUUCCUCCUAAGGAACGGGCGGCAGGAAUCAGGUGAAACAGCUCUUUCGAACACUCCCCGUGAUAAAAUGAGGUAGGAGAUACAAUGAAGCGAGGUCUUUACGCAACGCCAAGUGUGAUGAUAAUUUGAAGAACCCCUUUAAAAAGCAUUAUUAAGUUAUUAUAAUAAUGUACCUAUAUCAAGUCUUUAGUCCUUGAUAUGUGACACGGCACUAUACGACUACGAUAGGAAAAGUUUUUAUAUAAUAUGUAUUCUUGACAUGUGACAAAUACAGGCGCUGUACGCAAAACUAACCAGUCUUUCUUUGUUCUAGAUUCAAGUUUGACAUUACGUUUACGUUUAAACAUGGCGUCGCGUGUUCGAUCUUCAAAUGUGAUAACGUUUUACACAAGCAAGUUUGUAAUGAUGUAAUGAAAUUAUUUUAUAAAUUG